Molecule: messenger RNA, 1461 nt
Organism: Maudiozyma barnettii
Lineage: Eukaryota; Fungi; Ascomycota; Saccharomycetes; Saccharomycetales; Saccharomycetaceae
Gene: YPT11
Product: Rab family GTPase YPT11
Exons: 1
Coding region: 1-1461 (486 amino acids)
Cellular component (GO): endosome; Golgi apparatus
Molecular function (GO): GTPase activity; GTP binding
Source: RefSeq, a predicted model, not a curated record
AUGUCAGACGCACGGAAGCGGUACUCGUUGAACUUCCCACCAAUGAUGGCAUCGCAAACUAGAUCUGCUGGGUCUCCGACACUUGUUAGAAGAAGUCUUAGUGGUAACAUUAGAGACACUACAUCUUCGUUCCAGAAAUGGAGGGAACGGCCUUUUACUGCCAUGGGAGUUAGCUCGGCGGUUGGUUCCACUGUUCCUGCAGAUAUAGAUCCUUCUUCUAUAUCAAAUUGUAAGAUACUUUUAAUAGGCGAUUCUAAUGUAGGGAAAACUGCAGCAAUCUUAGGUUAUUGCGAUGAAUUAAUGACUAGAUCGCAAUGGCAACGACAACGACAACGACAGACAUUGAUGAAGCAUUCUAAUUAUAGUCAACCGAAUAUUGAUACGAAUCAAUCACAGGUAAGUCCCAUAUCACCAACCAGUAAAUCGCCGAUAAAUGCUUCAACAAGUAGUACUGGUAGCAAUUCAUUGGGACUAAUUCAAAGGAAACAAAAAUUAUUAUCUAGACAAAAUACUAGUUCUAAUAAGAAACGUUACAGUUUAAAUGAUUUUGAAGAAUUGGCUAAAAGAAGAUCAAUCUUGUUUCAAAGGGACGGUUCGUUGCUAUCGCCGAAACAGCCCUCUAUGGAGACAUUCCUACCCACAGAAGAAUCACGCCCUACUAAAGAAGCGCUAGAUGAAGAUGAUGAUUAUGACGAUUAUGAUAGUAUCGACUCCAAUGGUGACAACGAAUUGAUGAUCGAUACACGAGCCACCAUCGGAGUCGAUAUCAAGACCAGGCUACUAAAUAUCGAUAAUCGUUAUUUCAAUUGUAUUAUGUGGGAUACAGCGGGUCAAGAAAGAUUCCAAAACGCAAUUAUUCCAUCGCUAUACAAGAACUGUAAUGGUGUAUUACUCACAUAUGAUAUCUGCGAUUUUGUAUCUUUCAAACAUUGUUUUACAAGAUGGCUCCCCGAGGCUCUACAGAAUAUGACCUCUAAGGAUCUUAUUGGGGCACGUUUCUAUUUAUUAGGUAACAAGAUCGAUCUCUACAAGGAUCGUCAAGUAAAACAUGACGAUGUGCUUCGUUAUAUCGCCCAUGCGGAAUCUCAACAUCGGAUCACCAUAUUUGGAAACUUUGAAGUAAGCUGUAAAUGGCCUCAAUCCAUAGACUCGACUUUCAAUAAUAUUAUUUUAAACCUCAUAGAGAACAAUUGUUAUGAGGACAACCAACCAACACAGCCACCAGCAUCAUCAUCGCAUUCACUCACACCUCAACAAUUGCAGCCACAACCAUUGAUGAUAAACGUUCAAGAGGAAGUAUCGUCAUCAGAUGAUGAUGCAUCCGUUUACUCGGCUAGCAGUCAUCGUAGUAAUGAUAGCAAUAGAACUUUACGCCAACGCAACCCCAAACAGACAAUAGACUUAACCAACCCAUUACCAGCACAGUUGCCGGAGGUUCCCGCAUCUGGUUGCUGCACAUAG